Molecule: messenger RNA, 308 nt
Organism: Gorilla gorilla gorilla (western lowland gorilla)
Lineage: Eukaryota; Metazoa; Chordata; Mammalia; Primates; Hominidae
Product: small ribosomal subunit protein bS18m-like
Exons: 2
Coding region: 1-219 (72 amino acids)
Source: RefSeq, a predicted model, not a curated record
AUGGUUGCUGUUUGCGGUGGUCUAGGGAGGAAGAAGUUGACACACCUGGUAACGGCUGCUGUCAGCCUUACACAUCCUGGGACUCCCAUGGUGCUUUCCAGAAGGGGUUAUUCACAAUAUAAACAGGUAUCCAGCAUUGAGGACCUGCCCAGCACGUUACAGGUCUUUGUGGGAAGAAACAGAAAGAAAUCACAAAAGCAAUUAAGAGAGCUCAAAUAAUGGGGUUUAUGCCAGUUACAUACAAAGAUCCUGCAUAUCUCAAGGACCCUAAAGUUUGUAACAUCAGAUAUCAGGAAUAAAUUCUAUCA